Molecule: messenger RNA, 2685 nt
Organism: Coffea arabica (coffee)
Lineage: Eukaryota; Viridiplantae; Streptophyta; Magnoliopsida; Gentianales; Rubiaceae
Source: RefSeq, a predicted model, not a curated record
AUGGAUAGGAAUGCUUUGCGCCGCAAAAAAUAUGCAGAAAUGCCACCUCUGAAGAAAGCGGAACUUCUGCGUUCCCGAAGGCAAACUCGAGCUUCAAAGAAAGCUGGAAAAGCUUUACCCCCGCGUGUUCGCAGGGUCCCGUUAGGAUAUGUCGAAACUGGUGUGUCGUUCCCAGCUACUCAACAUAUGCCAUGUCAUAGUGAGGAUCCUGCGUUUGUGCAUUCUCAGCCGUUGGGAAACACAAAUGCUGUGUUUCCAGCUGAUGAUGCCUUUGCGAUUAGGGAAGGAUUAGAAUUCAUGUCGCGUUGUCCACCUGGUUCCUUUACUGGUUAUGCUUCCUCCUCCUUUGGAAAAGAAAUGCCUCUACAAAAUACACUUGCUCCUGAAGAGGCAAAAAAAAUCCCCGUUCAUGCCUUUGAUGCCCAGCUCAGUGAUGAGCCAGUUAGAGGAAAACAUAGGGGCGUAAACUCCCUUCCAAGUGGAAAUGAACAACCUGUGAGCAAUACACAUUCUGAAUUUAUACUAGGUUCAUUUCCUUUCGAUUCAUCUCUUAAGAACCCUGAACUAUCAAUUCAAAAAGAAUUUGCUUCUGCAAGUAAUUCUUUGCCUACUCAAAUUUCAGAUUCUACUUUAGAACUAGCUUCCAAAGACAUCUUUCCUGCUCCCACAGAGGAGGUGGCCAGGUCUGGUCCAACACCUGGUUGGUUGGAGAUAAAAAACAGAAAAGUACUUCCUUCUGCCGGUCCAUCUGUUGUCCGUUCUCGCUCCAGAAAAUGCAGGACCCCUGAAUCUGUGAACAAACACAACUCAGCACAAAAACGAACAGCUGCGCGUUCAAGCAUAUCUCGCCUUGCCAAUAUUCCUCAAGCAGCUCUGGUUCUGCCUCAUGCUCCUGAUUGUGAGCAUUGUGACGCAAAAAGGUUCCAUUUGGAACCUCCUUCCUUUUGCUGCUCGGGAGGAGAGAUCUCUAUCGUUGCUCCUCCAAUGCCAUAUGAUUUGAAACGUUUAUUCAUUGCCAAUGAUGAAGAGAGUGCCCACUUCAGGAACAUUGUCCGCACUUAUAACAACAACCUUGGCUUUACAUCUUUUGCCGCAAACUAUGACUCUGAACUAACAAAGAACACGAAAGGCGUCUAUACUUUUCGCGUUCAAGGCCAAGUUUACCACUUUCUUGAUGGCCUUAUUCACUUAGGCGAAAGGCCAUCUGGGAUCCAAUUAUAUUUUUUUGACACUGAUGAGGAAUUAGCAAAGAGACUUGGUAACUCUGAUAAACUACGCGAAAGCACUUUAAAAUUGCUUAUGUACAUUCUUUCUAACAAUCCUUAUGCCCGGUUCUUUAAAGGCCUUAGAGAUGUUCCAAACCUUGAUGAUUUGAACAUUGUCCUUAGCUGUUAUCCUUCACUUGACCAGCGAAUAUAUAAUCUUCCCUCUGCCUCACAAGUUGCGGCUAUAUGGACUGAAAGUGACGAUCAGUCGUCCGAUAGCCGCGCUCAUAUUCAAGUUUAUUCUCGGUCAGUUGGUAGCCAUAGGAUUCAACAUUACUAUGGCUGCUAUGACCCUUUACAGUACCCUCUCCUUUUCCCUCGUGGUGAGUGUGGCUGGCACCACGGAAUUAAAAGACUUAGUAAAAGAAAAAGAGGAGGGGACGCAUGUGAAGAUGAUAUUAACAUCGAUCCAGCUUCAGUUAACUCCUCAUCGGAGUUAAUUGAUUUAGAACAGAGAGCUAUUGAUCGAGGCAAAACAGAGGAAGGUACUGUAUCUGCUAGGGAGUACUACUGUUAUAGGUUCCAAAUAAGGGACGAUGAUGAGUCAAUGCUGUUACACACUCUUAGGUUGCUGCAGCAGUUUUCAGUCGAUGCUUAUGUCAAGAUCGAAACAUGUAGGCUUGACUUUCAUAGGCAUCGACAAAACAAGAUACGCUCUGAAAUUCUGCAAGGAAUUCUUGACAGUGUUUCUGUUGGCCAAACCGCUGCUUCUAAAGUUGGUCGUAAGGUCAUUCUUCCAGCUUCUUUUAUAGGUGGUCCGAGGGAUAUGAGGCACCGUUACCUUGAUGCGAUGGCCCUGGUACAGAAAUAUGGAAAACCCGACAUUUUUCUUACAAUGACGUGUAAUCCAGCAUGGAAGGAAAUUCAGGAAAAUCUGAAAUACCAUGAAAAGCCUCAGGAUCGGCCAGACCUGCUCGCUAGAGUUUUUAGAGCCAAAUUUGAAAUGCUUAAAGCAGAAAUUCUAAAUAAGCAGAUCUUUGGCGAGGUUGCAGCGUGUGUUUACGUGAUCGAAUUCCAGAAACGAGGCUUUCCUCAUGCCCAUUUAUUAUUGAUCUUAAAACCUGGUCAUAAGCUACUUAAUCCAGAGUCGUAUGACAAAAUAGUCUGUGCUGAGUUGCCCGACAAAGAUCAAUAUCCUCACUUGUAUUCUCUUGUUGUGAAGCAUAUGAUCCAUGGCCCUUGCGGAGCAAUGGAUAAGUCUUGUCCUUGUAUGAGAGAUGGAGCCUGCAAAAAUCACUAUCCAAAGAGCUUUUGUGCUCAAACGACUCACGGUGAGGAUACCUAUCCAUAUUAUAGGAGGAGAGAUGAUGGCAAGAAAGUCAAAGUUCGUAGAUUUACUCUUGAUAAUAGGUGGGUUGUGCCUUACAACCCUUACCUGCUUGCUUUAUUCGAUUGCCACAUCAACGUGGAAAUUUGUUGA